AAUUAGAAGUCUGCUGAUUGGAAAGCAGCAAAGACAUACCGUGAGAGGGGACAGAUAUAUGAGGGCAAGGUUGAAGGCUUCAAUGGUGGUGGUUUGUUGAUUCGAUUUUAUUCUCUUGUGGGUUUUCUACCCUUUCCGCAGAUGAGCCCUUAUUACUCUUGUAAAGAACCACAAAAGACCAUUCAAGAGAUAGCAAGAGACUUGACCGGUUCUGUCCUCUCCGUGAAGGUAAUCCAAGCUGAUGAGGACAAAAGAAGGUUGAUAUUCUCUGAAAAGGACGCUAGCUGGUUGAAGUUUUCUAAUCAAAUUAAUGUAGGUGACAUUUUCCAAGCGAGGGUCGGUUCAGUAGAGGAUUAUGGUGCUUUUGUUCAUCUGCGCUUCCCAGAUGGAUCAUAUCACCUUACCGGGCUUGUCCACGUCUCGGAAGUUUCUUGGGAUUUAGUUCAUGAUGUGAGAGACAUCCUUACAGAAGGUGAUGAUGUGAGGGUCAAAAUCAUAAAUAUAGACAGAGAAAAAUCUAGGAUUACUUUGUCAAUUAAACAGUUGGAGGAAGAUCCAUUGCUGGAAACUCUGGACAAAGUAAUUCAUAAGGAAGCAUCCGUCGACACUAAUUCCUUGGAUUCGGAUGGCAACUUUGUUAUUGAGCCUCUUCCAGGGCUUGAAACAAUAAUUGAAGAACUAAUGCAAGAGGAUGGCAUAUAUGAUGUGACAAUUACUCGACAAGGAUUUGAGAAGCGAGUCGUUUCACAGGAUUUACAGCUUUGGUUGUCGAAUGCACCAGCUUCUGGAGAUCAGUUUACUCUACUUGCUCGGGCUGGAAGACAGGUGCAAGAAAUACAACUGACAACAUCACUUGAUCAAGAAGGAAUAAAAAGGGCUCUACAACGGGUCCUAGAACGUGUACCAUAAGUCGUAUCUAAGAGCUCCAGGAUUACAGCAAAACAUGUAAACCGCAAUAUAUAAAGUUAACGGGAGAAGCUCACAUAGUUCGUUAUUUCAAGUUGCCCAGGAAUUGUACAGAACAGUACUUCAAGAAGAUGUACAAAACAAAACUUAUGGAAUCACAUUUUUCAGAUAUAGUUCUUAUAAGCUAAAGGACCUACGAGCUGCCCCCUGCGAUUUGUGUUAAUAGACAUGAUAACAUGAACUCAUAUGCAAUUUCUUGGUACAUUGCUACCCAUGUUAAACUUGAUUCUUUUUUCUGCACUUCUUUGUUUCCGGAAUUUGUUACUGUUUUGUUAAUCUUCAAUUUGCUGAAGGUUGAGACCUCUCA
Nicotiana tabacum (common tobacco) is the source of this 1273-nucleotide messenger RNA. NCBI's taxonomy places the organism in Eukaryota, Viridiplantae, Streptophyta, Magnoliopsida, Solanales, Solanaceae. The record is from RefSeq and is a predicted model, not a curated record.